UUUCCAAAUAUUUAUGAGAUGGGGGAGAUGUAGUUACAGUUAUUUAAUAGAUUUAGUUUGCAGACAUUAUCGAUGAUUGACAAUAUUUUUCUAACUUAUAACAUGUUUUACUAGAAGAUGUAACUGGAUCAACGUUUAACAAUUUGUAUUGUACUUAUAUAAAACGUAAAAAUGCGAAUAUUAUUGCUGUUCUUUAUAUCUCUCUUUAAUCAUGUCCAUGUUUAUGAUUUGUGCAGUGUCCAAGAAAAUCUGUGUAGUGAAAGGCAUUCUUUGUAUACCUGUGGAAUAAAAUCAAUGAAUUUUGGUUCGAGAGAUUGUACUCAAGUUACCUUCGCUGGAAGUGAGAAAAUGAAGAAUAAUUUAGGGGAUAUAACUUUGCAAGUACAACCGAACCAAUCUGCCCAUUCAGUGUUAAAUAUGUCAUUUUCAAAUGUUAAAUGGAAGAAGGCCUAUCUAAGAAUAUCCGAUGAUAACAACAAGAACCAAAAUGUCUGCAAAAUGUACACGGUGGAGAAGGAAGUCAAGUUACCGAUAAACUCAGAUCUCUACGAUGCUUGCUUUUGGAAUACUGCCAAGAAGCUGAGGGCAAAGACGUACUUUCUUGAGUAUAAGGCUGAAAACAAACAAGAGGCUAUGUACAAGAAGAUAUUGUUUGAUAUGCCAAACACAAACUUUUACAGUGACAUUGUACCCGUUUCCAAGAGGCUGAUAUUUUCCUAUAUAGAUUUCACAAACAGCUAUGAGAUAUCGUUAAAGAUACAGACGUUACCGAGGUCUUAUAACGUGAGUCAUUACAAAGUCGAGGUGUUUAGAGAGAAAGACAAAAAGAUAAUACUGUUGGAUGUACGCUUGCUCUCCUCUUACCGGAAGCCGAUUUUACAUUUCGACUAUUUGACUUACAACGAGGAAGGGUACUAUUAUUUUGCCAUCUCGGUGAUCAGUGACAGAUGUUUGGAAGACGUUUGCAUGAAGACGAUCACGUCAAAAGUCUUUAUCAGUAAAAAAGGGACACCGCUGGUUAUUGGGAUCGUAGGAGCAAGUUUUAUUAUCCCCUUUGUGCUGUUUAUCUUUCACAUGUGGAAUCGCAGGUUUAAAAAUUCAGGCGGCCUCCCCGAAGCCGUCGAAAAAAUCUUGAUCCUCUUUAAACCCUCUUCGGAAAAGCACAAUGAGGUCGUCACCACCUUGGCGAAAACGAUAAAGCAUCUGACGGGAAUCGAGGUGAUGCUCGAUCCCGUCAACCUGACCAAAACCAAACAAAAGAACGCCGAGAAGUGGUGCAGUGACAACCUCAUCCUGGCUACUCACAUAAUGUACGUCCCACCCCCCGACAUCGAAGACAACAGCUGCGCCCUGGACUACAUGACUUACAACUUCCUGAAGGAGGAAACUAAAAAAUCCACACCCGAGAAAGAAAUAAUGAUCCUCAAUUUUUCUUAUUCCACGAAAGAUAUACCCGAAAUCCUGAUAAACUGCGUCAAGUUCGAGUUAAUGGAGGAUUUCCAGAAGCUGCUUAAUGUUUUCCAACCCGUAGCUCCCGACUUCAACUACGAGAAUAACAUGAACUGCAUGGAGCUGAUGAAGAAGAUAAAGCUGGCUCAGACAGAGACGGAGGCUUUGCAGAAGCGGGAGACCCCCAAGAUUGUCAUAACCGACCAAUCCGAACACUUCGACGAACCUAAAGAAAUCGAUGUUUUGCUGUAAAUGUGAAUGACAAUGUUAACUUUAAGACUGAUUGAUUGACUUUUUGUCUGGCAUGUAUUUUUUUUGUUUUAUUUUUAUAAAUGUACGUUGAUUUUAUAUACAUAUCUUAAUUAUUUAUAAUCAAAUGUUCUCCGAUGUUUAAUAAAUGGUAUUCGUUGUA
This is a messenger RNA of Anoplophora glabripennis (Asian longhorned beetle), 1861 nucleotides long. RefSeq lists its product as uncharacterized. The transcript has 6 exons. The coding region runs from base 172 to 1701 and encodes 509 amino acids. NCBI's taxonomy places the organism in Eukaryota, Metazoa, Arthropoda, Insecta, Coleoptera, Cerambycidae. The record is from RefSeq and is a predicted model, not a curated record.